AAUCAAUUAAUCGCAGUACUAUCUGCUGGACUGAAGUCGCCAGGGGUACACCCCCCGAAGACCCUAGAAAUACACAUCGCAAACUCAUGCCCACUCACACAGCCUGAGCGAUUUGUAUAGGUGAGGAAAAUCGUCGCACCUUAUAUAAAUUCAAAUCGACCGGCGCCUCAGCGGACAGUUCCUAUUAGUUGGUCACCGAGGUUGGACUCAACUGUGGAAUUGCCAAGACUUCUCGUUGGGAAAUACUUUUGCAAGCCGGAAAACUUGCGGAUAAUUAAAGCAAACCUAAGAAAGAAUCCCCAGAAAGCUAGCUUGCCGACUUAGCGUGUUAUUAAAGAAUUGCCUGUUGAUUAAUCAAUAGCUCAUAACAAGGUACUUAGGAAACUAAAGAUACUUAUUACGAAAUACCUCUAACCGAACCAAAGAAGAACGUAUUAAGAUCUAACAAAAUGAAGAAGUUCUCGAUCGGCUUGCUGAUCUUCAUCGGAGCUAUGUUGGCCGCUUCAGAGGCUGGCAUCUCAUCACCCAUCAUAGGGGUUCUCACACAGGAAGUUUACGUCGAUGGGUUGAUCUCGAGACACUUUGAUAACAAGACCAGCUAUAUAGCCGCCUCGUAUGUGAAGUAUCUCGAAGGAGCUGGAGCCCGAGUUGUGCCGAUUUGGAUCGGUCGCAAUCGCAGCUACUACGACGAUCUCAUGCGCAAGAUAAAUGGAGUCUUGUUGCCCGGUGGAGCCACUUGGUUUAAUCAGAGCAAUGGGUAUGCGGAUGCGGGCGAACACCUCAUCCACUUGGCCAUUGAACUAAACGAUCAGGGCGUCUUUAUGCCGGUGUGGGGCACUUGUCUGGGCAUGGAACUAUUGGUUUACAAGCUGGCCAACGAAACGGAACACCGCAUUAAUUGCGAAGCGACCGGUAUGGCCGUGCCAAUGGAUUUUAAAGAAGACUAUAAGAAGAGCCGCCUGUUUGCAUCCAUCAGCGAUGAUGUGGUGGACACCAUGGUCAAGGAGAAUGUGACCUAUCACUGGCAUCAGUUCUGCUAUACGGAAAAAGACUUCGAGCGGGAUCUACUAAACGAAACUUGGCGGGUUAUGUCCCUAAAUCAUGACUGGAACGGCGUUGAGUUCAUUUCCACCGUAGAGCACAUAAAGUACCCCUUCUAUGGAGUACAAUUCCAUCCGGAGAAGCCGCUGUACGAGUUUACAAAGACGAGCAUUCCUCAUACCGCAGCUGCUGUGUUAAGUGGUCAAUUCUUCGCCGAUUUCUUUGUGAGUGAGGCGAGGAAAAGUAAUCAGAGCUUUUCGAAUGCCACGGAGCAGGCCAGGACGCUCAUCUACAACUAUAAGCCGGAGUAUACUUCGAUCCUGGGCUCCUCGUACAUACAGCAAUACCUAUUUACCAAUGUUGAAAUGGAAAUACCCGAGAUUCCGGAGAUCCCCGAUGAGGGAGGUAAUAACGAUGGGGGUAGUAGCGGCGGCUAUAUUCCCAUUAUUAUACCAGGCGGUGACGGUUCUACCACUAUGCCUUUCUUCAGUGGAUUGCUCCUGACUCUGGUUCUCUUAUCAAUUAAUUAAUUGGCUGCUUUGCUCACCAAAGUUGUGGCCAGGACUUUGAACUUUCCGUGGACUUUCAUAUUGUCAGUUCAUUUACGCACACGAUAUUUACGGGAUUAUUUCUUGAUCGAUUUUAUAACUUUAUCUUCAAGAUAUCUAUGUGAUUUCUGGUCAAAAUACUUACUAUUAGCGUAAUAUCUGAAGAUAUUGUACUUGUUGUCAUGGGUGACUCAAUUGGUAAUUUAUUGUUUUUUGGAUACAGUUGGCAUGAAGAGAUUAUAUGCCAAGGGAUUACCUCGACUAUCAGAUACUAAUUACUAAGCACAUUAACUAAUUGCUCAUGGCUAUUUAAUUAAUAAAAUGUAGAUGGAUAAUGAUAAGCAAAACAAAAUUCUAUUUAUAAGCGUUAAAUCUUCUUGCCAAAUCAAGAGACUAAUUUAAUAGUUUAAGAAGCAAGCAUUACUGGCGAACAAAUUUAUAUCUCUUACUCGUAUGCUAAGAGGGAAUACUAGAUUCGUCGAUUCAAGCCUAUUAAGUACAUAUUAUAUGUUAAUAUAUAUUAUGUUGCUUUAUGUUAUCUUACUGGUUGAAAUCAUAGUUUCAUCCUUACAUACAAUACUCUGCAAAUCUGACUUUUACAUGAAUGUGGCUUGAUUUAUGUGAAACAAACUAUAAAAAUGCUUAUAAAUUGUACAUGCUAAGUUAUUUUAAGAAGCAUUCUAGUAAUAAAAACAAUAUCAUAUCAAUAACGUUGAUUAAAAUUCAACGAAAUUAAAA
This is a messenger RNA of Drosophila simulans, 2327 nucleotides long. It is a transcript of the gene l(3)72Dp, whose product is annotated as gamma-glutamyl hydrolase. Bases 450 to 1571 code for a protein of 373 amino acids. The transcript is spliced from 4 exons. Gene Ontology annotation, biological process: tetrahydrofolylpolyglutamate metabolic process. Gene Ontology annotation, molecular function: gamma-glutamyl-peptidase activity. Gene Ontology annotation, cellular component: vacuole. Lineage: Eukaryota; Metazoa; Arthropoda; Insecta; Diptera; Drosophilidae. The record is from RefSeq and is a predicted model, not a curated record.